AACCCAGAAGCACAAAGAAGUGAUGAAGAACACGAGAUGGUCACAGGAAACUUGGGGCAAAGUGAAGCAGACACAGAAUGAGUGAUGAGGUCCCUCACGACACAGUGAUGUUUGAACAGGCAACAAUGAUUGGCACCGAAACACCGGACCAAUAAAACUCAGGCCAACAUGCGGAACAAUGGGAUAGCAAGUUUUAUCUGUGAAAUUGUACUAAGAUUGUUCCUGUUUGGAAUAUUCCUGAUUUCUGAAACGUUGACUCCAUUCCACCGAGUAAUCCACCCGGAGGAGAUGUGGCUAUAUAAAAACCCUCGGACUGAGAGGGACAUAGUUCCUACUUGGCACAUGUUUGCCAUUUCCUUCUUAACUCCAUUGAUGGCAAUACUUCUGAUGAAGGUGCUGAAUAGAACAGAAAGCGGGGACGUGAGGGAAGGUUGUUUAGCGGGAUCUCUAGGCCUGGGUUUGAACGGAGUGAUCACAAACACUCUUAAACUGGUGGUGGGAAGACCUCGGCCAGAUUACUUCUAUCGUUGUUUUCCGGACGGAGCGGUGACCGAGGACAUGCAGUGCACAGGGGACCCUGAAGCAAUACUGGAGGGAAGGAAGAGUUUCCCCAGUGGCCAUUCCUCUUUUGCUUUUGUUGGCCUCGGUUUCACUGCCUUCUACCUUGGAGGGAAACUCCGCUGCUUCACGCCAGGCGGCCGAGGGAAAGGAUGGAGGCUGUGUGUGACGCUGAUGCCUCUCUACGUUGCUGGGGUCAUCGCCCUGUCGCGAGGCUGCGACUACAAGCACCACUGGCAAGAUGUGUUGUGUGGCUCUCUGAUCGGAUUAAUUCUGGCCUACACCUGCUACCGCCAGCACUACCCCAGUCUGUCGGACCCCGAGUGCCACAAGCCUUAUCCACAGACCAAUCUCUCAGCGAUCCAGGAGCGCAAGCUUGCAAACCCUGGCUUCAAACUGGAUGUGUAGUGAUCCACCUGCAGCACAGCCCCGUCCUCUCCAUUGUAAACUUGCUUUCCUUUUACUUUCAAGGCAACAUUUGCACAUAUUUAUAGUGGGACCUUUUGCAACAGGGUAACUGGGUAACAGUGUACCUGCACACACAGCUCCGCAAGAAGUGCAAAACUAGGGAAUUAAAUGGACCAGCAAGAGACCAGAGCAUUUCAAAUUUUAUUGGUUCACGAAGUUAAAAUGUCUUUUUAACCUUUUUUCUUAAACAAGUUUUUUUUUUGUCUUUGCCAAAAAAAAAACGCAAAUAAAAUACAGAUGGUACGAAGGCAAUAGUUCAACAUGGUUUUAACAAGUAAGUGCGUUUCAAAGUCGCAGUCAGCUCCCCUUCCUAAGGUGCUGAGUUUGAGUAUAAUUGCUUGAUGAAUGGUGUGGUGGGAUUAAUCAAUGGGAACAAGUGUCUGCAGGAAUCUGCCCCAUCCACACUCUGAUCAGCAGGACCACGCGAUUGAUCAUGUAUCUUGCAGUACAACAUCAUUAUCGACACUUGAUUCUGGGUACUCACGUUACGUCUCAAUUUUCAGUAUGGAAUGUGCUUGCUGCUUGGGUCAUUGUGAUAGGGGGUGGUUUGCAGAUUUCUACAGUUUAACGACAAGGUUGAAUUUCCAACUGGAAAGCUGAACACAAUGUUGAGCUUCUCGGAACAUGUGCAACAAUGACACUGUUCCGGUUAUUUAGUCACGCCAGCAAGCAAGGCUGUGCUUCUAACUCCAAUGCUGACCGAACCCCUUCCCUACGCUUGGGUGGCUCCUGAAUGCUGUUGGUCAGGAAACAAUGCCCAGACUAGUGGACACAUAACUUUGGUGUAACACAGCAGGCCAGGCAAUGUCUUUGGUUUUAAACCAGCAUCUGCAGUUCCUUCUUUGCACAAAGGUGAUGAGAGAACCAUAGCUGUACAUGGACAGAGUGGGUUUGGGUGUGGAGAACACUGCCACGGGUACAGGAGACAGAUUGAAGUGGGGCAUUCAAUGAGCUGGACUUGAUUCUGAAAGGAAAGAGUUAGCAAUGAUUAUGGAUUGCUGAACCAUGGAGCUGCGGAGGAUUGGGCAGGUUGAACAAUCACUAAAGCCUUUGUGUGUCGGGGUAGGAGUGCAAUGCUUUCUCAAGCCACAUUUUCACAUUUCUGGUGGAUGCAAAGAAAUCCAUCUUCUAACAAGCUCGCUCCCCCCCCCCCCUCCAUUUUUAAAUUGUUAAGCUGCUUAGAUUGAAAUGUACACAUACGCACCAUGGCUGCUUUGCACUUCCACCAAGACUUAAGUGCGUAGAGGGCACUUGUUUGUACAUAUUUCAGCUUUAAUAAUGUCUUAACUGUGAUUAAUUUCACUGUUUUGCUGGGCAGGGCACGGGUUGAACAUUGAGCUGACUCGUACCACAUUCUCCCUUCACCGGGAUCCAUCCAAUUACAGGAAGAAAAACAAUGACCUUGUAUGUCUUGCUAUCUUCACUUGUUCUGUAGUGCCUCGUGUGGGCAAGUGUCAGAAUAGAGGUGACUGUAUAUAUAUUGUAUAUAACUGAAGCAAUUGCUUCUGGCCAGUGUUUCAAAGGGACCCAGUAACCGGCUAUGAUUAGAGUAGUCUGAGGGAAGGAAAGCACAAAGCAGUAUAUUCAUGUUGGGAGAUUUCAUUUCCCUGGAACGUGAAAUCCAACUUAAUGUGGAAAAUGCAGAACCAAUUGUGUUUUUUUUUGUAAACUUCAAUUCACUGACAGAACUGUAACCACAUGGAGACUGAUGUUUUAGCCCUGUGAUCAUGCUGUCUGAACAAGUCAAGCCUGUGGAUAAAUCUUUGUGUUCUAAUAAAACAAAGACCAAUGUUUAAAAUAA
Leucoraja erinaceus (little skate) is the source of this 2827-nucleotide messenger RNA. RefSeq names its product phospholipid phosphatase 5-like. Gene Ontology annotation, molecular function: phosphatidate phosphatase activity. The coding region runs from base 169 to 966 and encodes 265 amino acids. The record is from RefSeq and is a predicted model, not a curated record. Gene Ontology annotation, biological process: phospholipid metabolic process. The transcript is spliced from 8 exons. NCBI's taxonomy places the organism in Eukaryota, Metazoa, Chordata, Chondrichthyes, Rajiformes, Rajidae.